AUGAUUUGUUCUCUUUUUCUUUUACUCUUUUUUUUUUUUCCUCUUGAAAGUACUCCACUUUUUUUUGAAUCAAUCAUGAGUUCGGAAUUAUCUGAAGGGGAAUUAUCUCAUACUUCUUCUUCAUCUUCAUUUGUGCCAGUGGAUCAACGUCAAUUACAAGAUGCUAUCCAGAUUAUAAACGAGGAAAAGCGAUUCAACCAGAGUGUUCUUGAAUAUAUCAAUAAAACCGCACCUGCGGAUGUAGGAAACAACUACCACAUCAUUUCAGUUUUUGGAUCCCAAUCAACUGGUAAGUCUACCUUGUUGAAUAAAUUGUUCAAUACAAAUUUUGACGUUAUGGAUGAACUGAAUCGACAACAAACAACAAAAGGUAUUUGGUUAGCAUUUUCGCCCGUUGUGUCUACCACAUCAGGUCACACCAGUAGCAAAUCCAACAUCCUUGUUAUGGAUGUAGAAGGUACUGAUGGUAGAGAAAGAGGUGAAGACCAGGAUUUUGAACGUAAAGCUGCGUUGUUUGCCUUGUCUACAUCUGAAAUUUUGAUUAUCAAUAUUUGGGAAACCCAAGUUGGUUUAUACCAGGGGGCAAACAUGGGAUUGUUGAAGACGGUUUUUGAAGUCAACUUGUCAUUGUUUGGUAAGAGUAAAUUGGAAAAGCAUGAUGAUCACAAGGUUUUGUUAUUGAUUGUUAUCAGGGAUUAUGUUGGUGUGACCCCAGUUGAAAGUUUGGCUAAAACAUUUACUCAAGAUUUGAUAAACAUGUGGGCCAGCCUUGCCAAGCCUGCAGAAUUGGAACACUUGCAGUUUGCUGAUUUCUUUGAUGUUGAUUUCCAUGCACUCAAUCAUAAAGUUCUUCAACCAAAAGAGUUUUCUGAAGGUAUUAAUAAACUUGGUGACCGAUUGGUUGUUGGUGAUGAAUUGUUCAAACCAGAGUACCACCAUCAAGUUCCAAUUGAUGGAUGGGUCAUGUAUGCUGGCAACUGUUGGGAACAAAUAGAAACCAACAAGGAUUUGGACUUGCCAACACAACAGAUUCUUGUUGCCCAGUUUAAGUGUGACGAAAUUGUCGAAAAUGUCUUUCAAGAGUUUUUAAAGAAGUUUGAACAAUUGUUUGGGGAACCACAAGCUGAGCCUGAUUAUGAACAAAUAGGUGCAUUAUUCAGCGACUUGCGUAAUGACACCCUUGAAGAUUAUGAUAUUUCUGCUUCGAAAUACAACAAGUCGGUUUACGAACAAAAGAGAGUCAAAUUGAUUUCUUUGGUUAACGAGAAGUUUAAGGAAGUGUUUGAUUUCUAUGCCAAAGAGUUGAGCUCUACUAUGUUGAAGAAAUUCCACAGUGAUGUGGUUGCUUUAAAGGGUAAGAAUUUUGCUGCGAGUGUUAAAGAAUUGUCUACCGGGUUAAUUGCGCUGAUUGUUACUACUCUCGGUUUGAUUUCAUUACAAGGUGAUCUCUCUUCGAAUGAAGUCACCACUGCCUUGAGUAAAGAUAUUGCUGAUAUUGUGUCUAAACAACAGGUUAUUGAAUUGAAUUCCAUUGUCAACAGGGCCGUCAAAAAGUUGACGAAUAGCUUGUCUAAAUCUAUUCAAUUCGAGUUGGGGGAUCCGAACGAAAAUACUUGGGACACUGUACUUCAACAGUUUAACCUGUUGUCUCAAGAGGUGUUGACCAAAUAUGAUGGUGAUUUUGGUUUGGGAACUACUGAUGAGCAAAACAAGCAAGCACUCGAUAGGUUUCAGUUUAAAUCAUGGACUCUGUUCUAUGAGUCUAUGCAUAAAUUGAUUUCCAAGGAAAAGUUAUUGGUAUUGUUACAGGAUAGAUUUGAUGAUGUUUUUAGAUAUGACGAGAAUGGAUUGCCAAAAUUGUACUUGAAUGAAGCCGAUUUAGAAAAGACCUUCACUGAAUCCAAACAACACGCAUUGAAGGUGUUGCCAAUUUUAACCAUUGCCAAGUUGAGUGACGGGUCUGAGAUUGUUCCGGAAAUUGAUAUUUUUGACCACAAGUUGAGAGAAAAAUAUUUGGGUGUUGCUGAUGAAGACAGCGAUGAUGAAGAUGACGAUGAACACUGUUUUGCGGAGAUUGUUACUGAACAAGAGAAACUGGAGGUUUUGGCGAAAUUUAAAAAAGAGGUCGAUGCCAAGUAUAUUGAAACCAAGCGAUCUAUUGUGCAACACAUCACCCAGAUCCCUUAUUAUAUCUACUUGGUUAUAGUUUUCCUUGGGUGGAACGAGUUUAUGGCAAUAAUCAGAAACCCAUUAUUGUUUUCAUUGGCAUUGUUGCUUGGUGCCAGUGUCUAUAUCUUGUACAAGUUAAAUUUGUUGAAACCAGCAAUAGUUGUUGCCCAACGAACUUUUGACGAAACUGUUGCAAUGGGGAAGGAAAAAUUAAGAGAAAUCUUAAUUGAUGAUCAUGAAACCCAAGGACGUAAUUUGGGUAAGAUUGCCGGAAAAAACCCACUGGCGCCCGCAGAAGAAUAUCUGGAUAACAUUGAAUUGGACGAUAUGUAA
Candida tropicalis MYA-3404 is the source of this 2502-nucleotide messenger RNA. It is a transcript of the gene NAG6, whose product is annotated as dynamin-like GTPase. The record is from RefSeq and is a predicted model, not a curated record. Gene Ontology annotation, biological process: endoplasmic reticulum membrane fusion. Gene Ontology annotation, molecular function: GTPase activity; GTP binding. Gene Ontology annotation, cellular component: endoplasmic reticulum. Lineage: Eukaryota; Fungi; Ascomycota; Pichiomycetes; Serinales; Debaryomycetaceae. The transcript has a single exon. Bases 1 to 2502 code for a protein of 833 amino acids.